This is a messenger RNA of Carassius carassius (crucian carp), 9678 nucleotides long. Its product is annotated as mucin-2-like. Bases 44 to 9481 code for a protein of 3145 amino acids. The transcript has 49 exons. Lineage: Eukaryota; Metazoa; Chordata; Actinopteri; Cypriniformes; Cyprinidae. Gene Ontology annotation, cellular component: extracellular matrix. The record is from RefSeq and is a predicted model, not a curated record. Gene Ontology annotation, molecular function: protein binding.
ACAGUACUGGAGCUCUAUCUGUAGACCUCUCUCAUCUCCCACCAUGGACUGGAGAGCAUCUACAGUUUGCACACUGCUUCUGGUCCUUACCGGCAUUCAGGUUGAUUCAAAGACAGUCUAUCCCAGCAACCAUGGCAACAACAUCUGUAGCAUGUGGGGAAACUUCCACUUCAAGACGUUCGAUGGAGACGUGUAUCAGUUCCCAGGGAUGUGCGAGUAUAACCUGGUCUCCGACUGCCAAAGCCUCAUUCGCCAGUUCUCAGUUCAUGUGAAGAGAACAGAACACAGCACUGGCCCAAAGAUCAGCAGGGUGUCGAUUUCCAUCAAUGACAUUGGCGUUGAGUUCACAGAGGAACAGGUCGUAGUCAAUGGAGAAAAAGUAACGCUACCCGUGCAUGUCGCAGGGAUCCUUGUGGAAGAGAACACAAUUUACACCAGACUCUAUUCCAAAAUGGGCAUCACUGUCAUGUGGAACAAAGAGGAUGCUGUUAUGGUGGAACUAGACUCCAAAUAUUCCAAUCAGACUUGUGGACUGUGUGGUGACUUCAAUGGAGUUCCAGUUUAUAGCGAGUUCAUUGAAUCUGGACGGAGGGUUGGCUAUGCUGAGUUCGGUAAUAUGCACAGAGUUCCCAACCCAACACACGUCUGUGAAGAUCCUUUUGAAAGCGACGAUGAGGAAAAUGUGGUGGACAAAUGUGAAAAAUUUCGGGCAGAUUGUGCAGAUCUUUUGGAGGAUGAAAAGUGGUCUUCUUGUAGCUGGGUUUUGAACCCAGAGCCAUAUAUCAAGGCCUGUAUGAAUGAUAUUUGCUCGAGCCAACCUGAAGAUGAAGACACCAGCAUCUCUGCGCUUUGUGCGACUUUGUCUGAAUAUUCACGUCAGUGCUCUCACUCCGGAGGAACUCCACCAUCCUGGAGGACAGCAAACUUCUGUGCCAUGAAGUGUCCCUACAAUAUGGUACAUUCUGAAAGUGGCUCUCCCUGUAUGGACACAUGCUCACACAAAGACACAAAUGAACUGUGUGAAGAACACAACAUUGAUGGAUGCUUUUGCCCGCCAGGAACUGUGUUCGAUGACAUCUCAAACACGGGCUGCAUCCCAGCAGAAAAGUGUCAGUGCAAGCAUGACCGCGUCUACAGCUCAGGAGAGAUUCUACGCAAAGAUGAGGAAGAAUGUAUAUGUAAGGAGGGAAACUGGAUCUGUACAAGUAUUCCUGGCCCUGGCCUGUGCACAGUAGAGGAAGGAUCUCACUUCACCACUUUUGACGGGAAAGAAUUCACUUUCCAUGGAGAUUGCAACUAUGUGCUCUCAAAAGACUGUAAGGAGUCCAAGUUCAUCAUAUUAGGUCUGAUUGUUCCAUGUUUUAGUCAUCAAACUGACACCUGUUUAAAGUCUGUUGUGGUGCUGUUUGACAACGACAUGAAAAAUCCUCUGAUUAUUAAAGCUGAUGGGACGGUACAACACAAUGCAGAAAUUUCACUUCCUUAUAUGACAGCUGACUUCACGGUGUUCAUGCCAUCAUCGUUUCACAUCAUGCUUCAGACGACCUUUGGGCUGCAGGUGCAGGUACAGCUGGUGCCUCUUAUGCAGGUCUACAUCACUGUGGACCAAAGCUUCCAGGGCAAGACUUGCGGUAUCUGUGGAAAUUUUAACAAAGUGCUGUCAGAUGACCUCAAGACCCCUCAAGGAAUGGUGGAGGGUACAGCGGUUUCCUUCGCAAACGCCUGGAAGGCCCAAUCCAACUGCCCCGACCGUACUGAAAGACUGGAUGACCCCUGCUCCUACAGCAGUGAUAGCGAGCACUUCGCUGAGUACUGGUGUUCCAAGAUGAAGGACAAGGAGAGCCUUUUUGCCAAAUGUCACAACACUGUCAAUCCAGACAGCUACUACAAAAGAUGCAAAUACUCCAGCUGUACAUGUGAGAAGAGUGAGGACUGUCUGUGUACAGUGUUCUCCUCAUAUGCACGGGCCUGUGCAGCUAAAGGAAUAAUGCUCCAAGGCUGGAGAGACAUCGUGUGCAAGAAAUAUACAGAGAAUUGCCCAGCCUCCCAGAACUACUCCUAUGAGUUGCAGAACUGUCAGCGUACCUGUCUGUCUCUCACCUCUGAGCGCCAAAGCUGCAGCGUUGACUUUGUGCCCGUUGACGGAUGCGCAUGUCCAGAGGGACUCUACCAGGAUGAGAACGGACUGUGUGUACCUAUGGAAAAAUGCCCAUGUUACAACAACGGACAGAAAAUUAAUCCCGGCAAGUCUGUCACCAUUAGGGAAGAACACUGUGUUUGCAUGAAUGGAAAACUUCAUUGUCGUUCCUGGAAAACCCAAAUUCUGGGAUGUUCCUCUCCAAAGGUUUUCUUCAACUGCAGUACAGCAGCCCCAGAUGAACAUGGACUGGGGUGUGCAAAGACAUGUUUGCAACAGGAAGUUGACUGUUUCUCACUGGACUGUCAGUCUGGCUGCCAGUGUCCUUUUGGUCUAUUGGAUGAUGGGAGAGGACACUGUGUUCAACCGGACAACUGCCCGUGUAAACAUGAUGGACAGUAUUAUGCACCAGGAGCUGAGAUAACCAUAGAUUGCAAUCAAUGCACUUGCAAACGGGGGAAAUGGAAAUGUACACAUUAUAAGUGUCCAGGCAUAUGCACCAUUUACGGCAGUGGACAUUAUAGAACUUUUGAUCAGCGAAGAUUCGGCUUUAGGGGAGAUUGCAGUUAUAUUGCUGCUCAGGACAAGUGUGGAGAUAAAACUGGCAACUUUCGUGUGAUCACUGAGAAUAUGCCUUGUGGAACAACAGGAACCACAUGUUCAAAGGCUGUCAAGAUACUUUUGGGGAGGACUUUGCUGCUGCUUUCUGAUGGAAUUGUAAAACCCAUUGAUACUGGAAGUGGUCCAAACAUCGAGUACACUAAGAGGAACAUUGGGAUGUACCUUGUCAUUGAUGCUAACAUUGGACUGACAGUUUUGUGGGACCGCAAAACCACCGUCCGCAUCAUUCUGCAACCUCAGCACAUGGGAGACGUUUGUGGUCUGUGCGGAAAUUUCAAUGGAAAUGGAAAAGAUGACUUUACCACCCAGGGAAAUUUGCCAACUUCAAAUAUCCUGGAGUUUGUAGACAGCUGGAAAGUGUUAAGCAUUUGCCCGGAUGCACAACCAGACUACAACCCAUGUCAUGAGACCCCCAAUCGAGAGACAUGGGCAAAAAUACAAUGUAGCAUCAUCAAGGACAUCAAGGGUCCAUUCAUAGUCUGCCAUAAAAAGGUGGAUCCAAACCCAUAUUAUGAGAACUGUGUGAAGGACUCGUGUGCAUGUGACACAGGUGGAGAUUGUGAGUGCUUCUGUACAGCUGUGGCAGCUUACGCUCAAGCCUGUAAUGAAGCAGAUGUUUGUGUGAACUGGAGAACACCUGAGAUCUGCCCUGUGUACUGUGACUACUACAAUAACGGAACGGAAGAUUGCACAUGGCAUUACAGUCCUUGUCAUACACCUUGCUACAAAACCUGUCUCAACCUUAAUGGUACCUGCAGUGAUAACAGUUUACCCCAUCUGGAAGGAUGUUAUCCAAAAUGUCCAGAUGAUAAGCCUAUUUUUGAUGAGCAAAAUCAGAUCUGUGUGGAGGAAUGUCCAGAGCCGACGACUACACCAGAACCUACCACAUCACCUACCCCUACACCAACAACUACCACAAAGUAUACUACAACUACACCAGAACCUCCCACAUCGUCUACCCCUACACCGACAACUACCACCGAGCCUACUACAACAACACCAGAACCUCCUACAUCAUCUACCACUACACCUACAACUACCACAGCAUCUACUACAACAACACCAGAACCUACCACAUCAUCUACUCCUACAACAACAACUACAACAACAUUAGAACCUACCACAUCAUCUACCCCUACACCGACAACUACAACAACAUUAGAACCUACCACAUCAUCUACCCCUACACCAACAACUACCACCGAGCCUACUACAACAACACCAGAACCUCCUACAUCAUCUACCACUACACCUACAACUACCACAGCAUCUACUACAACAACACCAGAACCUACCACAUCAUCUACUCCUACAACAACAACUACAACAACAUUAGAACCUACCACAUCAUCUACCCCUACACCGACAACUACAACAACAUUAGAACCUACCACAUCAUCUACCCCUACAACGACAACUACCACUGAGCCUACUACAACAACACCAGAACCUCCUACAUCAUCUACCACUACAACGACAACUACCACAAAUCCUACUACAACAACACCAAGACCUACCACAUCAUCUACCCCUACAUCAACAACUACAACAAAGUCUACUACAACAACACCAGAACCUACCACAUCAUAUACCCUUACACCGACAACAACCACAAAGUCUGCUACAACAACAGAAUGUUUAAUAUGUUGGUGGACUGACUGGUUUAAUGAAUAUAAUCCUUUAGUAGGAGGAGGGCAUGAUUUGGAGACUUAUACAAACAUAGCAGAAGGUGGAAAAGAGAUCUGUGAAGAGCCACUAGAUAUCGAAUGUAGGGCUGUGGGUCAGCCUGACAUGAGCUUUAAUGAUUAUAUUAAUCUUUCAAAUCAAGUUGCCCAUUGCAAUGUUUCAUAUGGAUUGGUGUGUAAGAAAGAACAACAGAAUGUCCGGCCCUAUAAAUGUGUGGACUAUGAAAUACGUGUGUACUGCUGUAUCCCUUGUUCAAGUACCACAUCAUCUACCACUAUGACAACAACUACUACAAAAUCCUCUACCAAAACACAAGAACCUACCACAUCAUCUUCCCCUACACCGACAACUACCACAAAGUCUACUACAACACCAGAACCUACCACAUCAUCUACUCCUACACCGACAACUACAAUAAAAUCUACUACAACACCAGAACCUACCACAUCAUCUUCCCCUACACCGACAGCUACCACCGAGCCUACUACAACAACACCAGAACCUCCUGCAUCAUCUACCCCUACACCGACAACUACUACAGCAUCUACUACAACACCAGAACCUACCACAUCAUCUUCCCCUACACCCACAACUACUACAACGUCUACUACAACACCAGAGCCUACCACAUCAUCAACUCCUACACCGACAGCUAUUACAGCAUCUACUACAACAACACCAGAACCUCCUACAUCAUCUACCCCUACCCCGACAACUACUACAGCAUCUACUACAACACCAGAACCUACCACAUCAUCUUCCCCUACACCGACAGCUACCACCGAGCCUACUACAACAACACCAGAACCUCCUACAUCAUCUACCCCUACACCGACAACUACUACAGCAUCUACUACAACACCAGAACCUACCACAUCAUCUUCCCCUACACCCACAACUACUACAACGUCUACUACAACACCAGAGCCUACCACAUCAUCAACUCCUACACCGACAGCUAUUACAGCAUCUACUACAACAACACCAGAACCUCCUUUAUCAUCUACCCCUACCCCGACAACUACUACAGCAUCUACUACAACACCAAAACCUACCACAUCAUCUACCCCUACACCAAACUACAACGUCAUCUACCCCUACACCAACAACUACAACAAAGUCUACUACAUCUACACCAGAACCUACCACAUCAUCUACCCCUACACCGUCAACUACCACAAAGACCACUACAACAACAGAACCUACCACAUCAUCUACUCCUACACAAACAACUACUACAGCACCUACUACAACAACACCAGAACUUACCACAUCAUCUACCCCUACACCGUCAACUACGAAAAAGCCUACUACAACAACAGAACCUACCACAUCAUCUACUCUUACACAAACAACUACUACAUCUACUACAUCUACACCAGAACCUACCACAUCAUCUACUCCUAUAAUGACAACUACAACAAAGUCUACUACAACACCAGUACCUACUACAUCAUCUACUCCGACACCGACAACUACUACAUCUACAACUACAACACCAGAACCUACCACAUCAUCUACCCCUACACCAACAACUACUACAAAGUCUACUACAUCAACAUCAGAACCUACCACAUCAUCUACUCCUAUACCGACAACUACUACACCAUCUAUUACAACAACACCAGGACCUACCUCAUCAUCUACUUCUACACUGACAACUACUACAUCUACUACAACAACACCAGAACCUACUACAUCAUAUACUCCUACACCAACAGCUACCACAAAGUCUACUACAACAACACCAGAACUUACCACAUCAUCUAUACCUACCACGACAACUACAAUGAAAUCUACUACAACAACACCAGAACCUACCACAUCAUCUACUCCAACACCAACAACUACCACAAAGUCUACUACAUCAACACCAGAACCUACCACAUCAUCUACUCCUAUAUCGACAACUACUCCAGCAUCUACUACAACAACACCAGAACCUACCACAUCAUCUACUCCAACACCAACAACUACCACAAAGUUUACAACUACAACACCAGAACCUACCACAUCAUCCAUUCCUACACCAACAACUACAACAAAACCGACAACUACUACAAAGUUUACUACAACAUCAGAACCUACCACAUCAUCUUCCCCUACAACGACAAGACCCACCACAUCAUCUUCUCCUACACCGACAACUACUACAAAGUCUACUUCAACAACAGAGCCUACCACAUCAUCUACUCUUACACCGACAACUACUACAAUGUCUACUACAACAACACUAGAACCUACCACAUCGACACCAGAACCUACUCCAUCAUCUACUCCUACACCGACAACUACAACAAAGUCUACUACAACAACACCAGGACCCACCACAUCAUCUACUCCUACUCCGACAACUACUACAACAACAACAACAAAAACCACCACACAGUCUACACUGACAACUACAACAAACCCUACACCGACAACUAUCAAAAAGUCUACUUCAACACCAGAGCCUACCACAUCAUCUACUCUUACACCAACAACUACGACAAUGUCUACUACAACAACACUAGAACCUACCACAUCAACACCAGAACCUACUCCAUCAUCUACCCCUACACCGACAAUUACAACAAAGUCUACUACAACAACACCAGAACCGACCACAUCAUCUACUGUUACACCGACAACUACAACAACAACACAAGAACCUACAGCAUCAUCUACCCCUACACCAACAACAACACAUCUAUUACAACAACACCAGAACCUACAACACUAUCUACCCCUACACUUAUUCCUUCACCAACUCCAAAUUAUGACUGUCCAGAAUGGGACAAAAAUACCAAUGAGACCUUCUACUUAUGUGACUGCUAUAUGGCGAGGUGCAUAGAAGACAACAUCAUCGAAAUUAUCCCAUUUGAAUGCCCUCCACUGCAGAACAUCACCUGUGAAAAUGGCAAAGAACCAGUGCUUGUAAAUGAUGAGCAUGGCUGCUGCCAAUAUUAUGCUUGUGACUGCUUUUGUGAAGGCUGGGGUGACCCACAUUACAUCACAUUUGAUGGACACUUCUACAGUUAUCAAGGAAACUGCACUUAUGUAUUAAUGGAGGAAAUCAGACCUAAAUUUCAUUUGAAGAUCUACAUCGACAGUGUCUACUGUGACCCUGUUGAGCGUGUAUCCUGUCCCAGAUCUAUAAUUGUGUCUUACAACAAACUAGUCAUAACACUCACAAAUCACAAUCUCAUAGGAGGUGCAGACCUAGAGGUUUUUGAGAACAACGUAAAGAUACCACUACCACAUGCACGUAAUGGUGUGAGAAUUGUAAGCUCAGGUCUAGACUUGAUCCUGAGUAUUCCACUGCUGGGUGUUAAUAUAACAUUUGGAGCCACUGGUUUUGGCGUUAAUCUGCCUUUCCAGCUUUUUGGAAACAACACACAAGGUCAUUGUGGAACAUGCAACAACAACAAGGCUGAUGAUUGCAUGAUCCCUGGAGGGAUCUUGGUGGACGACUGUGCAGUGAUGGCAGAUUACUGGCCAGCCAGUGGUGUGAAUGGUGAUAUUUGCACUCCACCUACUGCAUUACCUCCUGUUGGGGGUGACAAACCUACAUCUAAGCCAUGCCCAGUUAAUCCUGACUGCAAUCUCCUCAAAAGCGAGGUGUUCGAAGCAUGCCAUUCCCAUAUGUCCCCCGAUAACUUCUUUACAGCAUGUGAAUAUGACAGUUGUCAUAUGAGCAACCCUGCCGUGGUGUGUACCAGUCUGCAGACUUACGCAAGGUCUUGCUCUCAAUUAGGGAUUUGCAUACACUGGAGGAACUACACUAACCUUUGCAAUAUUGAAUGUCCAGAAGAUAAAGUCUUCAAUCCUUGUGGUCCAGCUGAGCCACAAACCUGUGCUGAUACACCUGGACAGAACACAAUUAAAGUGCCCACAGAGGGCUGCUUCUGUCCCGAGGGCUCAUUGCUCUUUAACGAGGAGUCAGGAGUCUGUGUGAACAAAUGCGGAUGCCUGGAUGCCUCUGGAACACCACGUGAGUUUGAUGAAGUUUUUGAGUACAACUGUGAGGAGUGUAUCUGUGAGAAGGCCAGCAAAUCUAUAAACUGUAAGCCCAAGAAGUGUGCUGAUGUGAACCCCGCGAGCUGCACUGAGCCUGGCUUUGUGCUGGUCAAUGUCACUGAUCCUUCAGACCCAUGCUGCAGCAAACAAGUUUGCAAUUGUGAUGUCAACAUGUGCCCACCUAUGGAUACAAAGUGUGCAGUCGGGUAUGCACCAGUCUUGGAAGUGCCUGAUGGAAAAUGCUGUCCAGUAAUCAAAUGCGAGCCAAAAAAAGUGUGCGUCCACAAAAAUGUAGAAUAUCAGCCUGGUACCGACAUCCCUGUUGUUGACUGUCAGGAAUGCAGCUGUACAUGGGACGUGGAUCCUAAAACGCAGUUCUUCAAGAUCAAAUGUGGAUUUGUGCAAUGCAAUGAAAAAUGUGAUCCUGGUUAUGAAUAUCUUGAUACGAACCCUGACGACUGCUGUGGAAAGUGUGUGCAAACUCACUGCAUUGUCAGUAUUAAUGGCGUCGAUCAUAUACUGAAGGAAGGAGAGACUUUGCCCUCGACAAAUCAGGGCUGUGAUAGAAUCACGUGUACUAAAGUUAAUGGACAAUUCAUCACCAACAAAUACACAGUCCAGUGUCCUCCUUUCAACAUUACCAACUGCCAGCCUGGCACCGUCCAGCUGUCAUCUGAUGGCUGCUGCAAAGUUUGUUCGGACCAAAUUAAGGGAUGUCAAGUACAGACCGUUCUCGAUUACAUAAAUCACAACGACUGUCAGUCAGAGAAGAAAAUGGACCUGACAUUUUGUGGUGGAGACUGUGCUAGUUUUAGCAGGUACACUGAACCUGGAUUGUCCACUUGUACCUGUUGCCAGGCCACUCGCUCAAGUAAUCGCACAGUGAAUCUUGGUUGCAUAAACGGAGACAUAGUGCCCUACAUGUACAUCCAUGUUGAGGAGUGCGCCUGUAGAAGAACUAACUGUCAUAGACCAGGAGUGGGCCACACACUCAUUGAAGACAGUCAAAGAAAACGCAGCUUAGGACUUCCGUGAGCUGAAGCAGUAAAUCAUCCUUGAUGAUGAAAUAUGAAUUCUAUGAAAACCUUGUUUGGAAAUUAAUUUAAUUUGCACAUGCUUUGUUUAACGUUUCUAAAACUUUAUCUAUAGAUCUCUUUUUUUCUUUUCUUAAAAAUGCACACUAUUUUGCUUGUGUUUGAAAUUAAAAGCAAUAAAAGCAUCUUAAACCUAAA